AUGUCGAGCACUGUUAUCAAAUCCUUACCGGAAUCAAUGACUUGUCUGCAAAAUCUACAGACAUUGAAGCUGAAAGAUUGCAGCUACUUCGUAAAUUGCCCAAAGUUAAGAAACCUACAGACUUUAAGCAUCUUUAUUGUGGGUUCGGACCGUGGUCAACAAAUAGGCGAGCUGAAAGAAUUAAAUCUUAGUGGUGAGUUGACCAUCAAGGGACUCCAUAAUGUAAGAGAUUCAGAGGACGCAAGAAGUGCCAACUUAAAGAGGAAGCAGGAUCUUUGUGCUUUGAUAUUGGAUUACGGGGAUAUCAAGACUGACAACUUACUAGAUAAUGAUGAAGAAAUUCUUGAUGGUCUCCAACCUCAUCCAAAUCUAAAGAAGUUGAGCAUAUGGUCGUAUCAAGGCUUGAAGUUUCCUAAUUGGAUGCUAGAUUUGAAUCUGAUUGAAAUCUCUCUAAGAUUGUAA
This is a messenger RNA of Ilex paraguariensis (yerba mate), 462 nucleotides long. Lineage: Eukaryota; Viridiplantae; Streptophyta; Magnoliopsida; Aquifoliales; Aquifoliaceae. The record is from the annotation of a GenBank genome assembly.